AUGCCGUGCAGUACUACUUUUGACUUCUUUCGAGCCACCGAAAUGUUGUUUAAGAGUUUAUUCUUCACCUUAGUGAUUAUUCCACUUGUUCUGAAUACAAAGGGUCAGCAACAAGAAUCGGAGCCAGAAAAUAAAGAUAAAGAUGAAGAUCAAAAGCUAUCUUAUUUACUUAAAAGUAACAACCUUCGAUCGUAUGGAUACUUAGGUAAUACGCUGAAAAAAGUUUGGAAUUAUACUUUUCCGCAACUUUUACCACUAAAAAGUACUGGGCUAGACAAUACUCGAGAAAAUAAUCUUGAAAAUCAAACGGCAGUGUCGGUAGAUACAAAAAUUAUUCAUCCAAAUGUUCUUCGACUAGAAUCGACUCCAACUGAGAGUACUAAAGAUGAAGAUCGAAGCAAAUAUACCACACUCAAGAGUAACGGCACUAAAUCGUCAAAUCAUGGAAUUUUUCGUGCUCUCGGGGAGUGGUUGUGGAAAAACAAGUAUUUUAAAAAACCACAACAUUCAUCAGUACAAAAGAAUACAACUUCAGGAAAUAGUAAUGGUUUAAAAAAUUCAACUGAAGUUUCAGUUAACGGAAUAAACAAUACAAAAAAUGUGGAGCAAAGUACAGUAGGUCCGUCCCCAACCAUAAGCAAUCCUGUAAACACCAGUGAGUCGCAGAAUUCCAUUCAAGAAUCGAACGUGAAUCACAAAAAUUCAACUGAAGUUUCAGUUAACGGAAUAAACAAUACAAAAAAUGUGGAGCAAAGUACAGUAGGUCCGUCCCCAACCAUAAGCAAUCCUGUAAACACCAGUGAGUCGCAGAAUUCCAUUCAAGAAUCGAACGUGAAUCACAAAAAUUCGACUGGAGUUUCAGAAAAUGCCAUGAAUUCAGCAAAUGGUAGUCCUAACACGAAAAAGCCCAAAGAAAAUGAAAAGAAUCCCAGUAGAUUGGAUGAAGUUACUAGCACAGAAAAAGAAACGUCCUAUGAUGCAGCUUUUGAUGAAAUUCUGAAUCGGUUUAAUAAGACUAAGCCACUGCAGAAAUCAUCAGAAAAUAAAGUUUAG
Messenger RNA from Copidosoma floridanum, 1053 nucleotides. RefSeq names its product dr1-associated corepressor homolog. Lineage: Eukaryota; Metazoa; Arthropoda; Insecta; Hymenoptera; Encyrtidae. The record is from RefSeq and is a predicted model, not a curated record.